UUCGGAGGCGAAUGUCAAAAAGCACGCACGCAAGGAAAAAGUGAGACAAGUAGUGUCUAACAAAAGAGCAAAACACUGUUUUCGUAGGUCUGUUGAAAGUCGACAUAGUUUGGUGUGAGAGCCGUCGUACGAAAGCGACGGUCGAUACUUCUUCCACAACGCCGCGGCCAUUUUGUUAGAAGUGUGCUUCAUUGGAGUCGAUCGGGAGUUUGAAUCAUCCGGAAUUCGUAUGAUUUUCGGUGUAAAGACGGCUGCAACGAUUUGAAACUACUGCUAAACUCGUGACUGGAACUCGCCGUACGGAUUUAGCCAACCCAGUACAAUGGAGGAUAAGGCGACGUUAAAAGAUUUGGACCAAUGGAUCGAACAACUGAACGAGUGCAAACAAUUAACCGAAUCGCAAGUGAAAACUUUGUGUGAUAAGGCGAAGGAAAUUCUUUCGAAGGAAUCAAACGUUCAGGAAGUAAAAUGCCCGGUUACAGUGUGUGGCGACGUGCACGGACAGUUCCACGAUCUGAUGGAGCUGUUUCGGAUAGGUGGACGGUCGCCGGACACGAACUACCUAUUCAUGGGUGAUUACGUUGAUCGUGGGUAUUAUUCGGUAGAAACCGUAACGCUGUUGGUAGCAUUGAAGGUUCGAUACCGUGAGAGAAUCACGAUCCUGCGUGGCAACCACGAGUCGCGACAAAUCACGCAGGUGUACGGUUUCUACGACGAGUGUCUGCGAAAGUACGGCAAUCCAAAUGUAUGGAAGUUUUUUACGGACUUGUUCGACUACUUACCACUGACGGCUCUGGUCGAUGGUCAAAUAUUCUGCCUACACGGUGGACUGAGCCCAUCGAUCGACACACUCGAUCACAUCCGGGCGCUGGAUAGACUUCAGGAGGUGCCACAUGAAGGUCCGAUGUGCGAUCUGCUCUGGUCGGAUCCCGAUGAUCGGGGUGGCUGGGGCAUAUCGCCACGAGGCGCUGGAUAUACAUUCGGACAGGAUAUUUCAGAACUGUUCAAUCACACAAACGGUCUGACACUAGUAUCUAGAGCACAUCAAUUGGUAAUGGAAGGGUACAACUGGUGCCACGACCGCAACGUUGUCACAAUUUUCUCUGCACCGAACUAUUGUUACCGUUGUGGCAAUCAGGCUGCAUUAAUGGAGUUAGACGAUGCCCUUAAAUUUUCAUUCCUACAAUUUGAUCCAGCUCCGCGCCGUGGUGAACCGCACGUGACCAGAAGAACACCAGAUUACUUCCUUUAAGAAGAAUAUCAUUUGAACGGCAAAAAAAACGGAGCGCCAUCAAGCGGCAGCGAAACGGUGAAAAGAAAGAACACACUAAGAACGUAAAACACUGGGGAGACACAAACAAAAAACUAGAAACACCCGUAAAUCAAGUAAAACCAAGAAAUUUAUGCUCGAUAAUGAAUAUAUAAGUAAUAAAAUAGAGGAAAAAAUUAUUUAACAAGGCAUGAGUAAGAAGCAUUGACACACACACACAAACACGUACAGAGAGCAAGCAGACCUAUCAACCGAUUCAAAGCUGCAAGAUAAACAAUUACCGGCGCGAAAGGAUAGCUAGCAAGGCUUAUCAACUAAUAUCAACAGCAGAACGGAUGCUCAAAGCGAAAGCGAAAGCGGUUCUUGGGGCGGAGCAAAGAAACUGAAAUUAACAGUCGCUUAGUGCGAGGAGGAGGGAUGAGGACAGAGACAGUAACCACAAAUCUUCCCGCAAUUCCCGCAGUUCGUUCGAUUCACAAUGGUCCCACCCGCGGCGAGGUUCAGAUAUUUGGAAUCAUGCUAAAAGCAUACACAGUUUUACGAACAUGUGGGUGCCGCACUAAAGGCGAAGAACAUUCAGUGGUAAGUGUAUUUUUGUUUCAUUAACAAAUACCAACACAUGUCUUCUAAAUGAAUCAAAUAAAUGCCACUGAAAUACAAAGCAUCAUACGAGGGAAGUCGACAGGAACAGGAGUAGAAAUAGUAUUUUAUAAAACCGAUUGUACUAUUUGCGCUGCCUAGCAUACGUCAAAGGAUGGCAAACAUAUUAUUCCGUCGGAUAGCGAGAUGAUCAUGUGGUGGAACGAAAGAAAAUAGCACUUUAAAAGGAAUAAGGAAAAUACAAGAAUAGGAGAUGCCUUUACGUUGUUCUGUGUUUUUUGUGUAACCACGUGGUUGCCGCGCGGCUCUCCGGGCUGCCACCGAUUACUGUCCUUGCCGUUCGAC
Anopheles cruzii is the source of this 2215-nucleotide messenger RNA. RefSeq names its product serine/threonine-protein phosphatase PP2A (gene mts). The coding region runs from base 323 to 1252 and encodes 309 amino acids. Gene Ontology annotation, biological process: mitotic cell cycle; peptidyl-serine dephosphorylation. The transcript is spliced from 5 exons. The record is from RefSeq and is a predicted model, not a curated record. NCBI's taxonomy places the organism in Eukaryota, Metazoa, Arthropoda, Insecta, Diptera, Culicidae. Gene Ontology annotation, cellular component: cytosol. Gene Ontology annotation, molecular function: protein serine/threonine phosphatase activity.